AUGGCUUCCGAAUCCGCCAGCGCAUCUCAGUGGGUCUCGCCGUCGUCGCGACCCGAGCACAUCGAACAGCUCAUCUCGGGCGUCGACCGAUACAAUCCUCAGAACCUCGACGUCUUGCACGACUACCUUGCCCAGCAGCUCGAUGACGGCUCGUACGACCUCCUUGCAAACCUCGCCAUCCUCAAACUCUACCAAUUUAACCCCGCCGACUUCAACUACGUGGUCGUGAUCAACAUCCUGCUCAAGGCGCUCGUUGCUGCCCCUCUGCCCGACUUCAGCCUCUGCCUCUCCUUGCUCGGCGAGGCGCCAUUGCCCACAAUCCCGGUCAAGGCCGAGAAGGAGGCCAGCGCCACUAACGCAGAUGACGCCGCUUCGCUCGCCGGCGAAGACGAUGAGGACGACGUGGUCGAGAAGCCCAAGGACGUGGCCUCUGCGGGACACCUGACCGACCCAUUGAUUGUUCGCCUCUCGGAGCUGAACACGUUGCUCUUCCAAGCACGAUUCCGCGAGUUCUGGUCGACGCUCGCAAGCGAACCAUACUCGGAUGUGCGCGAGUACGCCGCCAAGAUCAGCGAGUUCGAAAAUGCAGCACGCAAGGUCGCCCUCAACUCGGUCAAGGGCUCAUUCACCUCGAUCAGCGAGAAGCGCAUCGGCAGCUACCUCAACCUCUCGGGCUCGCAGCUGCAAGAGUUCAUCAACGCACAACCGGGCUGGAAGCUCGCCGAGGGGACUGUCAGCGUGCCGGCCAACCCGGACAACGAGAUCAAGGCCAGCGUCAUCCGCGAGGAGAUCACGCUAGACCAGAUGCACAAGUUCCUCGCCCAGGCCCAGUCGCCUCUUUUGCGCGCAUAG
This is a messenger RNA of Sporisorium graminicola, 852 nucleotides long. RefSeq lists its product as uncharacterized. Bases 1 to 852 code for a protein of 283 amino acids. The transcript is spliced from 2 exons. Lineage: Eukaryota; Fungi; Basidiomycota; Ustilaginomycetes; Ustilaginales; Ustilaginaceae. Gene Ontology annotation, biological process: regulation of translational initiation. Gene Ontology annotation, molecular function: translation initiation factor activity; ribosome binding. The record is from RefSeq and is a predicted model, not a curated record. Gene Ontology annotation, cellular component: eukaryotic translation initiation factor 3 complex; cytoplasm.